This is a messenger RNA of Fonticula alba, 1258 nucleotides long. RefSeq lists its product as hypothetical. The record is from RefSeq and is a predicted model, not a curated record. NCBI's taxonomy places the organism in Eukaryota, Rotosphaerida, Fonticulaceae. Bases 376 to 1002 code for a protein of 208 amino acids. The transcript is spliced from 4 exons.
GCUGGAAAAGGCGACCAAGCCGUCGACACCCCAUCUCCACAUGCAGCUCCACUCCUCUCUAUCUCUCCCUGUCCCUCUCGCCUUCUCCCUUUCUCCAUCUCCUCUCCACCCACCCGCCCCUCACUCGCAAACACUCAAUCCACAUGGGCUGCAAUCAGAGCACCCAGAAGGGUGCGCAAAUGCCCCGACCAUCAUCGGCCCUGUUCCAGUCUCUGCCUUUGAUGGAAGCUGACCACAUUAGCCCCUUCCCUUGGCUCUCCCACUGGCCUCUCGCGACACACAGGCACCACUCCCUCGGCCCAUGCGGGUGGGGGCGAAGGGGGGCGUGCCCGAUCCGGCACCACCGUCGGCCUCCCGGCCUCGCAGACCACCGCCAUGGGCGUGGCCUCAAUAAACCGUCCGCCGGUUUCCAACAUGGACGGCAUCGCUGCAUCUUACACCGAUCGGCGGACAGGAGAUGCCGACUUCUUGAGGAACCUCGUCGCCCAGACAUCCAAUAAAUUCAUGGAAGCUGUCCAAACCCAGGAAGACAUGCCACUGGCGCCCCAGCCGCCGGCCCCUCCGGCCCAGACACUGAUCAGCUUCGAUCCACUCCCGCCAAAUGCUUUGGUGGCCCAUGGACCGGUUCGCUACCAGCACUCGCAUGGCCUGGCAUACUCGCAUCAUGGGCAUGCGCAUGGGCAGCCGGCCCUCCUUGAGAUCGCCGUCAGUCUCGACCUGGCGGCCCGCUUUAACUCCGCCCUGGCCACCUCGGUUGCCCCGUCCAAGGACGCGGAUUUCCUGAGCAUUGCCCCGGCUACUUCCCAGCAGGCCGCGCCGCUGGACCCCUCUCGCUCGGACCUCAUGGCCACCGAGAUGGACUUCAUUGCCCUUGACGAUGCCAUUGGCCGGAUCCUCCAGGCAGCCAACUCAUCGCCAAACGCGCAUCACACCUCGGCCCCCGCACUCUGGCACGUUGAGACAGGGUCGCCUUUGGUGGUGCAGAUGCCGGACCUAUUUUAGUGCGGAGAGGGGCCCACCCACAGUGUGUGUGUGUGGCCGUUGGAGAGGCGUGAGGGCUCAAUGGACUCCAGUCAGGCAGUUCCAUCCUGCGGGUGCUCCCCCCCCCCCUUCUUCAUGCCUCCCCAGCCUCCUCCUACGCUUGCCCUUGAAAAUAUAUACACACGCGUGUCGCGCAACUGAAGCAUGCACUGGGAGCCCACUUCUUCCUCCUCUUCACUCCCAGCUUCGGAGCCCAGCCAUACGCGCCCAAGCCCAA